AAAGGUCUUUGUAAGAUUCGAAGCAAUCUAUUGAAACAAAUCUUAACAAAUCCCAAAACAAAUAUGCCACUCAUAAAGCGAAUAGAGGCCAUAAAAAAGUCAAAAGCAAAGGUGAAACCUGACGCCCUCAGUUGAAAUAUUUGUUCCAACCAAAAUUCCAGUGUUAAUGGAAGAGGAAAAGCCACCGCAGCCACAGCCGGUGGAGUGGUACUCAACCCCAAAACCACCUCCUGGAGCCGGGUCCAUGGAGGCGGAGAAAAGCAUGGAUGUUGCUCCAAUCCCAUCUCCAUUAUCAGCUUCCAAACCUUCUUGGUUCAGUCCCAUAAGGUUGCUUGUUAUAUUUUGUGUAAUUAACUUAAUAAAUUAUGUGGACCGCGGAGCAAUAGCUAGCAACGGUGUCAACGGGAGCCGCAAGACUUGCUCAAAAAAUGGUCAAUGCUCACAAGGCACUGGAAUUCAGGGUGAUUUUGAUCUAAAUAAUUUUAAGGACGGAGUUGUAUCGUCUGCUUUCAUGGUUGGACUCCUUGUGGCAUCUCCAAUCUUUGCAUCUCUAACUAAGAGGGUCAAUCCGUUUAGGCUUAUUGGAGUUGGUUUGUCAGUCUGGACCAUUGCUACUGCUGGUUGUGGUUUUUCGCAAGACUUUUGGUCCAUUGCAAUUUUUCGCAUGCUAGUGGGUGUUGGCGAGGCUUCUUUUAUAAGUCUUGCAGCUCCAUUCAUUGAUGAUAAUGCCCCACCUGCUAAGAAAACAUUGUGGCUGGGAGCAUUUUACAUGUGCAUUCCGACUGGUAUUGCACUUGGUUACGUUUAUGGUGGAGUGGUUGGGAGUUACAAGUGGCGUUUGGCAUUUUGGGUGGAGGCCAUUUUGAUGCUUCCUUUUGCUAUAUUAGGCUUUGUGAUGAAACCUUUGCAGUUGAAAGUUUCAUUGAACUUGAAUCCCCAUGUAAUGUGGGUUUCAUUAACAAAGUCUUUAUCUCUGAUGCAGCUUCUGUCUGUGGCAACAUUAUUUGGAGCAAUAUUUUGCUUUGUCGCAUUUUGCUUUAAGAGCCUAAUUGCUUACGUGAUUAUUUUUGCAAUAGGAGAACUGCUAAUAUUUGCCACCCAGGCCCCUGUAAAUUUUGUUUGUCUACAUUGUGUCACACCUAGUUUAAGACCAUUAUCCAUGGCUAUGUCUACCGUCUCCAUUCACAUCUUUGGUGACGUGCCUUCUGCUCCUCUCGUUGGGCUUCUCCAGGAUCAUCUUAACAAUUGGAGGAAAACUGCUCUUAUUCUUACAUCCAUUCUGUUCCUGGCUGCCGUAAUAUGGUUUGCAGGUAUUUUUCUUCAGAGUGUAGAUAGUUUUGAUGACGAGAGUGAGAAUCCAGGCACUAUUGAAAAUUCAAGCCCAACUCCUUCACAGGAAAGGAAGAAGACCGAAACAGCAUAAGUUUUCACGAAGCAUAAAUUCUCUUGAGACUAGCCAGUUGGUAAAGUGCUGGUUUUUGACACUCGUAUUUAAUGUAAAUUCUUUCUUCUAAUGCCUCUUGUGAGCGUAAAUAAUGUUAUUGCAUUUGAAAUCAUUCACAUUUGUUCAAUUACACUCUCCUGGGAAAGAAAUGCAAAAAUUCUUGCCUUAGCUAUUUAA
Messenger RNA from Olea europaea var. sylvestris, 1621 nucleotides. Its product is annotated as probable sphingolipid transporter spinster homolog 2. The coding region runs from base 167 to 1423 and encodes 418 amino acids. Gene Ontology annotation, biological process: transmembrane transport. The transcript has 12 exons. Gene Ontology annotation, molecular function: transmembrane transporter activity. NCBI's taxonomy places the organism in Eukaryota, Viridiplantae, Streptophyta, Magnoliopsida, Lamiales, Oleaceae. Gene Ontology annotation, cellular component: membrane. The record is from RefSeq and is a predicted model, not a curated record.